CGCGCACACAACACACGCAGAUGAUCCCCGCAACUCAAACUCACAAAUGUAUGCAUGCAUGCUCAUGCCGGGAAAAUCAUGAACAUAUUCAUUGGGAUAAAUAAGGAGAGAAGAGACCUGAAACAUUUUGUGAGUGCAGAGGCAUAGAGUGUGAGCUUUCGUUUUAAUCUCAAUCUUAAUUUUUUGUUUCAUUUCUGCAUUCUCAGCGACUUGAGGUCAAACAGGAUCCAUGGAAAAAUUCCGGACUCGUUAAGAAAUCUGAUGAAACUUCAAUACCUUGAUCUUUCUUCAAAUGAUCUUGAUGGGCCUAUACCUGACUUCUUUGGCCGAAUGAUGUCAUUAAAUGUUCUUAUUCUAUCUGAAAACUGGCUAAAAGGUUCAAUACCAGAAAAUCUGGGCAACUCAUCUAUUGAAACUCUGGACUUGGCAGAGAACCAACUAUCUGAAGAAAUUCCUGAGAGUUUAGGAAACAUUUCGAGCCUUGAGCACCUGCGUUUAUCUGAUAACCAGUUAACUGGGAAGCUUCCUAAAUCUCUUGGAAACUUACAGAAUCUCUAUGGAAUGGUGAUGGCAAACAAUAAACUUCAAGGAAAGUUGCCUCAAAGUUUUGAAAACCUUACAAGCUUAAGGCAGUUCAAUGUUAGGGGCAAUGAAUUCAUUGGUCCAGUCCCAGCAUAUAUUGGAAAUUGGAACCAGCUGCAGUUACUUGUACUUCAAGGUAACCGUUUUGAAGGCCCUCUUCCUAGUACAAUCUCCUCCCUGGACAAGGUCACUGAGAUGCGCAUUGCUGACUUGUAUGGAAGAAAAGGAGAACUUUUCCUAUUUCCAAAUAUUUCAAGAAUGACACAACUUGAAACUUUGGUCCUGAGAAACUGUUCAAUCAAUGACUUAAUCCCACCAUAUCUUGGUGAAUUCCUUGCACUGAGCCAUCUGGACUUGAGCUACAACAAAUUGACUGGUGAAGUCCCAGAUUUCGCAAACCUAACAAAUUUAUAUCUUCGAGCAAAUAAAUUAAUAGGGCCAAUUCCUACACUGUCUACAAAUAAGACAGAAGCAAAUCUGGAUUUCUCAGAGAACAAUUUCACCUAUUCAUCUAUUGCAGAUUACAGAUCCAACAGGAAUACGAAUUCAUUUGAAUGCUGCUCUUCAUCAGCAGACUUGGAUAGUGCAUGGCAAAAUAACAAUUUCUCCUGUGGUGAGGAUCAAUUGGAAAAUGACCGGUUGUAUAUUAAUUGUGGAGGUGACAAGGUAACAACAGCCCAAGGUACAUUCGAAAGUGAUGUAAAUCCAGAAGGAGCAUCAACAUUCUAUAUCAGUGAUGACAAGAAAUGGGGGUACAGUAGCAUGGGGAUAUAUGACCCCGAGCAAAUCUUUUCCAUGAGUUACGCCAAAUCAAUUGAAUCCCAUGAGGAUUGUGGAUUUGAAAGUAUUCAAAAUAAGGAGAUAUCACUAUACAAGUCAGCUCGUGUUUCUCCCAUAUCUUUGAAGUAUUUCGGGUUCUGCAUGAAAAAUGGCUUGUACAAAGUAAAACUUGAUUUUGCUGAAAUCACAUUUAAAGAGGAAGCGGAUCAUAAGAGUAGGGGGAAUCGCCUUUUCGAUGUCCUUAUUCAGGGUACAAAGGUUUUAGCUGAUUUUAACAUCAAAGAUGUUGCUGGAGGUCUAAACAAGAAUGUUUCUCGGACAUUUCAAGCUGAAAUCAAGGGGAACAACCUUGAAAUUCACUUAUAUUGGGCUGGGAAAGGCUCAAAACGUGGUCCUUAUGAACUCUACGGUCCUCUUGUUUCAGCUAUUUCAGUAGAGCCUGUUCUCAAACCAGUAAAGCCUCCCAAAAAGCUCUCUCCUUUAACCAUUGCUUGGAUUUCAGGAUCCAUUGUUCUAUUCCUGGUUCUGGGUUUAGCUACUAGACCGUGUUACUGGCACGGCUCUUAUUUGUUUCUUUGUAUACUGUUAACAGCACAAAAAGAACUUAUUUCACUGCCUGGUGGAGGACUUUUUACUUAUAAGCAACUAAAAGUUGCCACACAAAAUUUCAACAACGAAAACAAGAUCGGUGAAGGAGGGUUCGGGGCUGUCUUCAAGGGAGUGCUUCCCAAUGGGACAACCAUAGCUGUAAAACAGCUUUCUGCAAAAUCAAAGCAAGGGAGUCGUGAAUUUGUCAAUGAAGUUGGUGUUAUAUCAGCUCUGCAACACCCAAAUUUAGUAAAACUACUAGGAUGCUGUAUAGAUGAAAACCAACUGCUUCUAGUCUAUGAGUAUAUGGAAAACAAUUCCCUUGCACAUGCAUUAUUUGGUCCUGAAGAACUGAGGGUGCAACUUAACUGGACGAUCCGAUCUAAAAUUUGUAGUGGAAUAGCUAAAGGAUUGGCAUUUCUCCAUGAAGAAUCGAAACUAAAGAUUAUUCACAGGGAUAUCAAGACAACAAACAUUCUUCUUGAUAAGGAUUUUACUGCAAAAAUAUCUGAUUUUGGAUUUGCCAAGCUUCAUGAAGGCCAUCAGACCCAUGUCAUUACCAAGAUAGCUGGAACUACUGGAUACAUGGCUCCUGAGUAUGCCAUGAGAGGUCAUCUGACCAGUAAAGCAGAUGUAUACAGCUUUGGAGUAGUCUUGCUUGAAAUUGUCAGUGGGCAAAACAGUGCCAGUUAUAGGCCAAAUGAUGAGAGUGUUUACCUUCUAGAUUUGGCUUAUGUUUUGCAAGAGAAGGAGGAUCUUUUAUCACUGGUUGAUCCUAUUCUAGGAUCUGAGUAUGCAGCAAAAGAAGCCAAAAUGAUUCUAGAAUUAGCAAUGCUUUGCACUAACCCAUCUCCUACACUUAGGCCUAGAAUGUCUGAGGUGGUAAAGAUUUUGAAAGGAAAAAGUCGGCUUAAUUAUACUCCAUCUCUUGCCCCUUAUUCAACUGAUGGUUUUGCACGGGCCAAGGCAAUAGCUAGCCGUUCAUUUUCCAACUAUUCACGGAGCAUGUCUAGGGAAGAACCAUCUAACCCUGCGAGUUACGAGUUCAGCAUUAAGGAAGAAGAAGUGCAUAUCUCUGCUGAUUACACCCCAGAGAUCACUGAUGAGACUGGAAGAUCACCUCUUAGUAAUGUCUAAAUUUCUACACAAGUAACUUUCCUCUGCCAUUUCAAGUUUGGUACACUUGAAACUGUUAUAUAUAGGUUUUCAUUCUUUCUUCUGAUGUAAUAUCUUAGUCACUACUGUUUUCAUUGUAGCAUUGCCUAAAUAAACAUGAAAAGAAUAGUCUCUUAGGGGUGAUAAUAACUUGAUGUAUCAUAAUCAUUCCCAAAUUGAUGAAUUUUAGUACAAUCUCCGAUAAGGAAAAUUUCGAAUA
Molecule: messenger RNA, 3325 nt
Organism: Gossypium arboreum
Lineage: Eukaryota; Viridiplantae; Streptophyta; Magnoliopsida; Malvales; Malvaceae
Product: probable LRR receptor-like serine/threonine-protein kinase At1g53430
Exons: 23
Coding region: 262-3087 (941 amino acids)
Biological process (GO): protein phosphorylation
Molecular function (GO): ATP binding; protein kinase activity; protein binding
Source: RefSeq, a predicted model, not a curated record